AUGGAUGAAACCGGUAAUGAAGUUGUAGAUGAAAUAAACAUGUAUUAUGAUUGCCGAUACAUUUCAGCUUGUGAAGUAAUGUGGUGCUUAUUUAGUUUUGAGGUAGAAUAUAGAACCCCACCAGUUGAGAGGCUAAGCUUUCACCUACCGGAUUGUCAAUCCGUUGUUUUCCAAGACGAUGAUAACAUUAAUCGUGUUUUAAAUAGAGAAUCAGUUGCACAAAGUAUGUUCAAUGGAUGGUUUGUAGCAAAUCAAAAAUAUCCAGAAGCCAGAGAGUUAAUUUACAUUGAGAUGCCUACAAAAUUUGUUUGGAAAAAGGACAUUCGUGAAUGCCAUCUAAGAAAGAAGGGUUUCUCCAUUGGUCGCAUAUUCUAUAUUCCACCAGCAUCAGACCGGAAUAUGUUUGGAAUGAGGUGUGACAACAUUUGUGUGAGGAUGCUCAACAUUGUGAAAGAAGAAUACUACAACAACCAGAACCGAUUGCUGUUUGAAGAAUUAUCUUAUGAUCGUGAGUUUUUACAACAAGAAGCUCAAGAGUUGUGUGAUAAAUUGACGGAAGAGCAAAGAUCUAUUUAUGACACUGUUUUAGAAGAUAUUUCAAGUAAACUGGGUGGAUUAUUUUUUGUAUAUGGGUAUGGUGAAACUGGAAAAACAUUCGUGUGGCGAGUGUUGUCAUCUACACUACGCUCUAAAGGCCAAUAUGUGGCAUCAAGUGUACUAGGUGGGGACUUCUGUCAAAUUCUUCCCGUAGUCCCCAAAGGUACUAGACAAGAUAUAGUUUCUGCAGCUAUCAAUUCUUCCUAUUUGUGGAACAAUUGCAAGGUAAUGAAGCUCACAAAGAACCUUCACUUGAAUGCUGUAAAAGACUCUGUAGAACAACAAUCUUCACAACACUUUGCAAAUUGGAUAGCUUCAAUUGGUGAUGGCAAAAUUGGUGGACCUAAUGAUGGUUAUGCAGGAGUAGAAAUACCUAGUACUAUGUUACUAUCGUCUGAUGGUGACCAUAUUGAAACCAUUGUUAGAAGUACAUUUCCUAUAUUUGCUAAUGGUAAUUCUAUUGCAAGUUAUCUUCAAAGGCGUGCUAUUCCAGCACCUACUCUCGAGGUAGUGAACUUAGUGAAUGACUAUAUGAGUGAGUUGCAUACGGCUGAAAGUAGAACAUAUUUUAGUUGCGACACAAUAUGCAAAGCUGUUGCAGACGCUGGGAUACUUAGUGAUGUUCACACACCUGAAUUUUUGAAUGGCAUUAGAGCUUCAGGUCUUCCAAACCAUGCAUUAACUAUAAAAAUUGGUUCACCAGUCAUGUUAUUAAGAAAUAUUGAUCACUCAGUUGGUUUGUGUAAUGGCACGCGGUUGUAA
Molecule: messenger RNA, 1359 nt
Organism: Ipomoea nil (Japanese morning glory)
Lineage: Eukaryota; Viridiplantae; Streptophyta; Magnoliopsida; Solanales; Convolvulaceae
Exons: 4
Coding region: 1-1359 (452 amino acids)
Biological process (GO): DNA repair; telomere maintenance
Molecular function (GO): DNA helicase activity
Source: RefSeq, a predicted model, not a curated record